Messenger RNA from Anopheles coustani, 1103 nucleotides. Its product is annotated as probable pyruvate dehydrogenase E1 component subunit alpha, mitochondrial. Gene Ontology annotation, molecular function: pyruvate dehydrogenase (acetyl-transferring) activity. Gene Ontology annotation, biological process: pyruvate decarboxylation to acetyl-CoA. The record is from RefSeq and is a predicted model, not a curated record. The coding region runs from base 16 to 1005 and encodes 329 amino acids. NCBI's taxonomy places the organism in Eukaryota, Metazoa, Arthropoda, Insecta, Diptera, Culicidae. Gene Ontology annotation, cellular component: intracellular membrane-bounded organelle. The transcript is spliced from 4 exons.
AAGUACUACCGGCAGAUGCAGACCAUCCGCCGGCUGGAGACAUCGGCCGGCAAUUUGUACAAGGAGAAGCUGGUGCGCGGUUUCUGCCAUCUGUACUCGGGCCAGGAAGCGUGUGCGGUCGGUAUGAAGGGUGCCAUGCGCCCGCAGGACAACAUCAUCUCGGCGUACCGCGUGCACGGCUGGACGUACCUGAUGGGCGUAACGCCAAAGGGGGUCCUGUCCGAGCUGACCGGUAGGCAGGGUGGGUGCGCGCGCGGCAAGGGCGGUUCCAUGCACAUGUACGCACCCAACUUCUACGGUGGCAACGGAAUCGUGGGGGCACAGGUACCGCUCGGGGCCGGUGUCGCACUGGCGUGCAAGUACAAGGGCAACGAGGGCGUAUGUCUGGCGCUGUAUGGUGACGGUGCGGCCAACCAGGGUCAGAUCUUCGAGGCGUACAAUAUGGCACACCUCUGGAAGCUGCCGUGUAUUUUCGUCUGCGAAAACAAUGGCUACGGCAUGGGAACGAGUGCGGAGCGCGGCUCAUGCAAUGUGAACUACUACCAACGCGGAGACGUACUGCCGGGCAUCUGGGUGGACGGUAUGGACGUAGUGGCUGUCCGUUUGGCCACCGAGUUUGCCAUCAAUCACGUCCUAAACGUGGGUCCGGUUGUCAUGGAGGUCUAUACCUAUCGUUACUCCGGCCAUUCAAUGUCUGAUCCCGGCACGAGUUAUCGCACGCGCGAAGAAGUCCAGGAAGUCCGUCAGACGCGUGAUCCUAUCUCCUCGUUCAAGGACAAGAUUCUAACGGCAGGAUUGGUUACCGCUGACGAACUGAAGGCAAUUGACAACGAAGUCAAGAAGGAGGUGGACGAAGCAACGAAACAAUGCAAGGCGGACUCGGAGAUUGGUCUGCCGGAGCUGACGACCGAUGUGUACGCGAGCAACCUUGAUGGAGAUAUCCGUGGCUGUACGCCCGGUUCCUGGCUGAAGCAUGCAACGCUCAAGCAGGCCCGUAACCUGUGACGAAACUGAUGUACCGUUGAGGCCCUCGGUAGCCCAUUCUAAUCCUAUCAAGUGACCUUUUUUCUGCCGUGUACAAACUUUAAAAUAUACCGUAGACA